AUGAGCUACAACAAGCAGUUCGAGCCGUUCGAGCCACUAUCGGAAGAUUGGGACUCCUACCUGACAAGGUUUGAGUUUUUCCUUGAGAACUGCCAAGUGACAGAUGCAGCGAAGAAGCGAGCAGCCUUGCUGUGUUCCUGUGGGAAAGAGGUAUUUGACAUCGCCCGAUCAUUGGUGACGCCAGACAAUAUCAAGACCGUACCGUAUACGACACUGACCGAGAAGUUGAAGGCCUGUUUUUCACCUCAACCGUCAGAGAUCACUUCCCGACACGCCUUCUAUGAGCGACGGCAGGGCCCCCGGGAAUCUGUGGCUGAGUUCGUGGCGGCACUCAGGAAGGCGGCAAGGCCCUGCAAUUUUGAAAACCUUGAGAAGGCGUUGCGUGACCGUGUGGUGUGCGGCCUGAGAGACGCGCAAUUGCAACAGCGUUUGCUUGCUCGCAAGGCCCUCACAUUCAAAGAUGCAUUCGAGGCAGCCGUCGCCGCUGAGGCCGCAGAGAAAUCAACAAGGGAGGUGCGACAACGCCCCGGUACAGCAGAACCACGCGUUCAUCACCAAGCAACCGGUGAGGAGGUAGCGGAGGACGUGGAUGAUGUCACGGAAGCUCGCUCCAACCACCCACAGCGGACUGCAACAAAACCUGUGCAGCAACGGCUGUGCCUAGGCUGUGGCGGGAAGCACGAGCGCGACACCUGUUGGGCCAAAGAGCUGAUCUGCCGCGCUUGCGGAAAGUGCGGGCACAUCACCCGAGUGUGUAAAGCAAAGACAAGAUCACCGCUGACAGGGAAAAAAGCCUUCGCAGGAGGGUCGAGACAAAGUCAACGCGACCAGACCAGCCGCCACCAACCCACCGGCUCCAGACCAGUCUCCAGGUCAUCAGCCAGCCGCAAGUCCUGCUCCUCGACGGUCCUGGCAACUGGAGGAAGCCGCCAGCAGAAAAUCAUCGUCACCCUGUUCCUGGAUGGGGUGCCCUACGAUUUCGAGGUCGACUCUGGGUCAACCCGGACCAUCAUCUCGACGCAGACCCUCGAUCGCCUGUUCCCCACGAGAAGCCGCAGUCGUCUUCUGACAACCAACGCCCGACUUGCCGAUUUCCAGGGGCGCCGGAUACCACUUGCAGGGGAAGCAGAAUUCGAGGUUCGAUUUAAAGAGUUGUGUGCAUCCCUGUCCUUGAUUGUUGCCGAGGGGAACAGGGUGAGUUUAUUGGGGCUAGAUUGGUUCGACCCAUUGGGAAUCUCUGUUACCGGUGUUAAUAAUAUGGUAUGUGAGGAUAAAUGGAAAUAUGUGUACGACAAGUUUCCUCAAGUUUUUGCAAAAGGGUUGGGAACCUUCACAGGUACCCCAGUUUCCUUCGAUUUAAACCCCCUGGUAGGGCCUAUUCGCCUCAAAUACAGGAAGGUACCAAUAUCGAUACGGCCAAAGAUAGAGGCCGAGUUAGACAAACUCAUUGAGCAGCAGGUUCUAGAGCCAGUUCCCAGCAGCAAAUGGGAAACGCCAAUUGUUACUCCUGUAAAGUCAGAUGGCUCCAUUAGAAUUUGUGCUGACUAUAAAUGUACACUUAACAAAGCGUUGCAACAACAUUCGUACCCUGUACCUGUUAUCUCUCAUGUGUUGGCCUCAUUGGGUGAGGGAAAAGUGUUUGGUAAAUUAGACCUCGCGCAAGCAUAUCAGCAGCUAUUGGUGGAUGACAAAACGGCCGAGGCGCAGACAAUCGUUACGCAUAGGGGGGCUUUCCGGGUCAGACGCCUCCAGUUUGGUAUAAAUGUAGCGCCGGGAAUUUUCCAGGGUCUAAUGGAAGGGCUGCUGCGGGGUCUAAAGGGAGUAAUACCAUAUUUUGAUGACGUACUUAUUGCGGGGGCAGACGAUAAGGAGCUACUGGAACGGGUCAGGGCCGUUCUGGAACGUUUCAAAAAUGCAGGGUUGAGACUUAAAAAGUCUAAGUGUGCUAUAGGGGUUCCGAGUGUCGAAUUCCUUGGGUUCCAAAUUGACGAACACGGGGUGCACCCAACGAAAUCAAAGGUGUCGGCAAUACAUAAUGCCCCCAGACCACAGUCACAAAAAGAGCUACAGUCCUUCUUAGGACUACUUAAUUUUUAUCAUUCAUUUAUUCCCCACAAAGCGUCUGUUGCACAACCCCUCCACCAACUACUGAAUAAAGGUUCCCAAUGGGUUUGGGGACAGCGGCAGCAGACCGCUUUCCGAAAUGUAAAAGCUCUCCUCACGUCUGAUGCAGUACUAAUGCAUUCUGACGAGGGUAAAAUGUUGGUUUUAGCAGCCGAUGUGUCGCCUUAUGGUAUUGGGGCAGUGUUAAGCCAUCGUAUGGCCGAUGGGUCUGAGGCACCCGUAGCCUACUAUUCUAGGUCAUUGUCUGGGGCCCAAAAAAAUUAUGCCCAGAUUGACAAAGAGGGUCUGGCCAUAAUUGCUGCCGUGAAGAAGUUUCACGAUUUUGUGUAUGGGUGCAGGUUCUUAAUCGUGACUGAUCACAAGCCCCUCUUGGGCAUUUUCGCUCCCAACCACCCAACCCCGAACAUUAUUUCCCCUCGUAUGCUACACUGGACGCUAUGCUUAUCGGCAUACGAGUACGAUUUGGAGCACAGGCCUGGGAAGGCUAUCGGCCACGCCGACGCUCUAAGCCUAUUGAACUGGGUGUUGAGGGGGUGGCCGAGCGCCGUGUUUGAACCAGAGUUCAAGGCAUACAAUAUGCGGAAAACAGAACUCUCGAUCUCCAGGGGGUGCAUUCUCUGGGGGAACAGGGUGGUGAUCCCCCCAAGCCUGCGGAGGAGGGUGUUAGAGUCCCUGCACUCAGGUCACCCAGGGAUCGUCCAUAUGAAGGCACUGGUCAGAGGGUACGUAUGGUGGCCAGGGAUUGAUGCAAACAUUGAAGAAAGGGUUCAAGGCUGCUAUACCUGCCAACAGUCCCGCCCAGAGCCAACACACACCCCACCUUUAGCAAUGGAAAGAGCUGAAAAGCCUUGGUCAAGGCUACAUGUCGACUUUGCGGGCCCGAUUCAUGGGCAAAUGCUAUUGGUGGUGGUGGAUGCACACUCAAAAUGGCUCGAGGUAGUCCCCAUGCGAAGCACAACGUCGGCGAACUUAAUAAAGGCUUUGCACCAAUUGUUUGCCACCCAUGGGCUACCUGAAGUGCUGGUGUCGGACAACAGCCCUCAACUUACCUCUAGGGAAUUUGCAGACUUCCUAGAGGGCUACGGCAUCCGGCAUGUCACAACAGCACCAUUCCACCCGGCCUCAAAUGGCCAGGCCGAGCGCAUGGUGCGAACAGCAAAAGAGUCCCUCGCCAGGCUGCCAGGCGAUGACUGGGACUACAGAGUGGCUGAGUUCCUGUUGCGGCAGCACAUCACGCCUAACUCAGCCACGGGGAGAAGCCCGGCCGAGCUUCUCAUGAAGCGCCAACUCACUACCCUACUAGAUCGGUUGCAUCCUGACUUAGAUGUCAGCAGGGAGAAGGAGGCUGAAACUCCAGAGCCAGUAAGAGAGUUCCAGCCCAGGGACUUAGUGUUCAGCAGGGUCACCAGUGGCUUCCAGCUGAGGUCACCGACCGACUGGGCUCACGAAUGUAUGUGGUCCGUCUACCUGAUGACCGCACGGUACGCCGCCACAUCGACCAACUCCGACAACGAUGGGCUCCCGCAAAUCUUGGGCUCGAGUCCCACUUGCCUCCAGAAGAGCCUGGAAGACAUGGGUGUGGACACAAGUUCACCAAAGCCCCCCAACCUCAUUUCAUUCAUCACAAAGAAUCAAAGUGGUAGCAAUUUGCAAGCAAGGUUUGUUAGCCCUAGUAAAGUUAGUGCAGCUUGA
Messenger RNA from Gekko japonicus, 3816 nucleotides. RefSeq lists its product as uncharacterized. Bases 1 to 3816 code for a protein of 1271 amino acids. The transcript has 3 exons. Gene Ontology annotation, biological process: DNA integration. The record is from RefSeq and is a predicted model, not a curated record. NCBI's taxonomy places the organism in Eukaryota, Metazoa, Chordata, Lepidosauria, Squamata, Gekkonidae. Gene Ontology annotation, molecular function: nucleic acid binding.